Molecule: messenger RNA, 3425 nt
Organism: Thamnophis sirtalis
Lineage: Eukaryota; Metazoa; Chordata; Lepidosauria; Squamata; Natricidae
Source: RefSeq, a predicted model, not a curated record
AUGGCCCCGCUGCUGUUGACCUUGGCUGCCGCCGCCCUGGCCUGGCCCUGCCCUGCCGCCCCGUCGGAGAGCCGCUUCUCCGAGGCGCGGGUGGCGCGCUGGGCGGCGGCGGCGCUCAGGCACGUGGCGGCGACUCAGUGCCCCGAACGCGGCGGGCUCUUGCCGCGGCCUCAAUGUCAGCGUUUGGUGCGGCUCUCGCAAGGGCCAGGCCCUGCAGUCUAUAUCUCCGAACCUGCCCGGCCGGGUCAGAAAGUGCGGGCGCUCCUGCCCGACGGCUGGGGAGACAAACCUGGCGCGCCCCUCGUCCCCAGCCGGAACCAGAGCGGCGGCGGCGGCGGCGGCGGCCCUCAGCGAGCAGCCUUCGCACCUGCCGGCCAAGACGCCGUCCUGGUUUUGGACCCCAAUCCCGGCGCCAACUUCGGCCACCCGCUCCUGCUCUUCCAUGUCGACUUCAACGUCAGCCCGCGUCGGUGCCGCAGUCGCGGUCGCCUCUACCUGGGGAGCUACGAAUGCUUGACUCCUGUACAGAGAAAUCACUGUGAGAACCAGCUAAAGCGCAGACCAGGACGUGGCAAGGGGCGGAGUCAGCGCUCAGCAGGACACAUGCGCCAUGAAGAACCACCAGUAGGGUUUUGCGAGAUACAUUUUCUGCCCCUGAUAGUGGUGGCGCAGGAUCUGAAACACCUGCAGAAAUUGCACUGCAUAGAUCUCCAUGGCUACAGCCCAUGCCCACAGCCUCUGCCUCUUGUCGGUUCUAGUUCCACAGCUGCCUACUGCGAGCUCAACGAGAAUACACGGCGGUGUCAUCGCCAGCAGUCUCCGAUGUACAAGUUGUGCCGCAUAUAUCAGACAUGUGAUCACGCAGUACUGAUUGCAGGUGGAUGGCAGGAGCAGGUCACCUAUCCUCACCAUGCCCAGAACCUGUUGCUUUUCUACCAGAUGCUUCAACGAAAUGGUUUCCGCCAAGAGCAUAUCAAGGCUUUCUUUGCCAAUGAGGGACAGGCUUCAGUGGAGAUGGGAAAUGUGCAACCAGCGACAGAGAAGUUGGCGAUCCGGUCCCACUUGGCACUUCUCUGCCGUAGUCUGCAUUGUGCUGACACACUGGUACUCUACCUCAACAGUCCAGCUUCCAGUGAUGGCACCAUGUUCUUGUGGGAUGCUAACCAUAAUGGCAUUGCUGAUCCUAAGGAGCGUUACGCCAUCUCAGAGCUCUUAACAGACUUGGAAAGUUGCAAUGCCCAACGGGUCCUGCUCUUUGUUGACCAGAGCUAUCCAGGGCCAUUGGUAAAGAAGCUCCAGGCAUCGCAGCGCCAUCCCAAUGUAGUGUUGGUCCAUAGCACCACUGCCCUCCGAAGUGGAUCAGCUUUUGCUGAAUUCUGGGCAGGACUGCAACCUGACCAGUGUCUACUUCAGCAUACUUUGCCGGUGGGUUCGUGGUCUGCAGUCUUCGCCUCUGGCACUCCAAUCCAGCUGCUCAAUGUCACAUUAGCAGGAGCCCCUUGCCAUUCUGUGCCACCCUUAGGAGAGGAAGAACGCCAGCGUCGCUACCACGGCUGCCAAAAUCUUCCCACCAUGUUGUGGUAUCAGAGCAGGCACCAACAGGAACUGCAACAGGAUGACUGAUCAUGGUGGGCACUGUCUUGGGGGUGUCUAUGAGGCCCAUAGUCUUGUUCUGUAACCAGAGGCUCUUUCCUCCAAGGAGGUUUUUUUUUUUUUGGUUUUGAGGGACCCAGAUGCAAUUAACACCAACAGUCAUCCAAUGGGUGGAUAUGAUACUGUUGCUGGACAUUGCCAUAGUAGGGAGAAACUUUCCUAGUAAUUUGUCUACAGUGGACUCUACAAAGUUGUUCAAUUUUCCAAGGCAAAACUGAGAAGCAGAUGUGCCACUGUUGGUUCUUGUAUAUUGUUAAGCAUAAACAGAUGAAAAAAUGUUAGAUCACAAGUGGAAGAACGAGACUGGAAGAUUCCAGUCAUAAGUCAGAAUAUAUUUGGGGGGAGGGGGAACAGACUUCUAGGGUAACAACUUAAUACCAGGCAGAGUAGGCAAUGCACAGUGGAGGAAGUACAAGUGUAAAAGAGUAAAGCAUCUAUGCUAAUGUACAAAUUGUGCUGCUCUCUUGUGUAUAAGAAUCUCCCUUUCCACACACAAUUCUCCCUCAUGUUUUUCUCCAUAUAAUACUCGGGAGCAUCAUGAUGAGACAGGAGUAGGUGGAAAGAAGUUUUGAAACAAUCAAGCUCUUGAAUAAAAACAAACUUUAUUCUCAAUUUCCAACUGUGGCUAUUUACUUGAUGUGGAGAUCCAUACAGUUAUAAUUAAUACAGGGGUGAAUGCUCUCUUGUUGCCGCAAAGGCAGAAGAACCUCAGGAAACAUAGCUACCUGUUCCUGCUUUGGAAAGAGUUAAAAACAUGGGCUGAACGUUGGGAUCAUCCUGAUGUGAUCUUGAUCCAAUGUGUUCCUGACAUACGGUUGGCUAUAUGUGCUCAUUAAACUCAAGCGGUUAUUUCUCUGUUGUUUCAAUCAUUGCAGCUGCAGAAUUUUCAACCAUCCUAUCACCUAAGUUUCCAUAAAUACAAGCCUGGUCAUGUGAUGCCCCCGACGAUGAUAACAAGGACUUACAACCAAAAUUCCCAUCCCAAUUGUGGUCAUAAGUCAAGAACUACCUUAAAUUGAGAACUAGGUAUAAUAUGCACGUAAAAGCCACUUUGGGAUGGUAAUUAAAGAUACUAGGCUAGAAACUGGGACACAGUGAGUUCUACCUAAAGUCUGAAGCCAAUUGGGUGAUUAGGCCAGUUCCUCUCUCUGCCUUAGGAAAAAAGCAUGUGUGAAUAAUCAAACAUGUGUUAGGGUAAGGACUCCGAUGUACAGAUAGUUCUCACUUAACAAUUGCCCUUUUUAGGAACCAUUUGAAAUUAUGCUGAAGAAGACUGGUCCUUGCACUUACAACCUUUGCAGCAUCUUCCUAGUCACAUGAUCUUGAUUCAAGCGUUUCACAUUUGUCAGGUGUUUUCAGUUACUGCAGCAUUCCAGUUAUGUGAGUGCCAUUUUUGCAACUUCAGUUUCCAAUAAGCAAUCAAUGGAGAAAUGAGUAGUAAAAUUGUAAGUUGCAUUCAAAUGCGUUGCUUAAUGAUCAUGCCACUUAGUGAUGGGAGUUGGCGACCCCACUGUGGUUGUUAAGCAAAAUCUACCUGCACUUUAGGAGAAAAGGCUACUAGAAGCCUUUUCUUAUUUAUUAUCUAUCUAGAAGCCAGUGUUAGAUUCCGGAUCCUGUUGCAACUGGUACAGUUGCAACGGGGCCCGUCGUUGUCCACAUGAACCCGCGCAGCGCGCACAUAUACACAUAGCGUGCGCAUGCGUCUUACCAUCCAGCGACGCCUCCAUGAUGCUCCAGCUGCUUGGCGGAGCGUCACAUAGGCGCUGUAUGCA